AUGAUUAAUCCAAUAUUGCGAGAAUAUCGUGAAGCAAUUGAUAGCAUAAUGAACGAUCCAAUUAGAUCAUUUCGGAGUAUCUCACUGAUAGCAACCAUUCUUUCACCAGUGCUAUUAAAUGCCCAAAGACGGUUGUUGUUACGGGUUUGCUUGGUUGCAGCACUACUUUCUCGUUUGGCAAUGGAGAAUUUGGUUCAACCGUAUCUCCUGAAGCGACUUAAGGAAUUACGUCGGCUUGCUUGUAAUGCUUUCAAAGAAGUUUUCUAUGUAUGUCAAAAUCUCACGCUUGAGGCCGAUGAGAUCAAUGCGUUUUUGGUGUAUAUUGUUGUCCCGCAGUGCACCUAUCAUGAUGAUGGCUCUUCAAAAGUUCCAUUUAAUCUUCUGCGAUUGUUUCUUUCAUGGACAUCGAUCCCAAAGCUCUUCUAUCUCUUGCGUCUCCAAAUUCCAUCAACCAGUAGCAGUACCGUGCCACACUCAUUGCUUUCAAUUCUGUGCAGCAUGCUCUCAUCGAAAAGUGUUAAGAAGUUGAUGAAAGAGAAAAUCAUUGACGGUUUGCUGAAUUUGCUUACUUUGGCAGAUGAGGUUAUGCCUGAUCCAGUGGAUACAGAUGUCAACCUAACGAAACUUCAAAAAAUUCCUGGUUUAAAUAGUGGAACUUCUAUGGUACUUUCUGAAUUGCCGAAGCUUUUGGCAUUUAUUUUUGAUUCCUUGCCUCUGCAAGGUGAAAAUCGUAAACUUAAUACGAAACAUUUGAAAAUUUUGAAUAGAAUAAGUGAAUUCAUACAAGAUGAAGAAAUGAUCAGACGAUAUGUUUCAAUUCUACUAGUGUUUCUGGAAUCAGGAAUUGUACGUUCUCAGGAUGCUGUUCAAUCUUCCCUUUUAACUGUUUUACGGUUGAUUACUGUAACAACAGAUGCGGUCCAGUUUUUGAAAAAUCUUAUAAAUAUGCAGUCUUUACUAAAAGAACGUCCGUAUCGUGAAACUCUACAAAAAAUUGAAGAAGUCAUAGUAAUGAAGCUAAGGGAAAGCGAUAAGAGGAAAGCGGAGUUACUUAGUUAUGUGGUAAGUCUAGAUGCAUGGGAUGGAAGACGAAUUGAUGAGCCGGACUAUGACAAACGACACAGUGCCUAUGCAAAUCUCCUUAAGGCUUUAACAACAGGCGAAGUAAUUGAGCCGGUAUUACUCUACUUGCAAUUGCAUAAUGAUUAUUAUGUUAUUCUUCAGAUGAACGAUAUUUCAUUGCGCUCAGCGGCAACCAAAAAUUUCCACAGUGUCAUCGAAUACUUUGGAAGAUGUAAUAUGAAUGAGCGUGAAAAACAAGAUGGAAUUGAUUCUCAUGUAUUACCUCUUGUUAUAAAGGGCUUGCAUGAUCCGAAAGAGGUAAUACGCCAUGAUUUUGCAAAUCUUCUGGUUUCGAUGAUUGCUUGUUUUCCGGCACACAGACAUCUUCGCCAUCUUGAAUCACUUAGGAAUACUGCAGAAGUUGAUGUGGACUUUUUCGAGAACGUUACUCAUAUGCAAAUUCAUCGACGACAACGUGCAUUUUGCAAACUUACUCAAAACCUGCAGUCAGAAAAAAUUCGCAUUCCAAAUGUAGUUUUGCUUCGCUUUGUGCUGCCCCUUCUGCAACCUUACGUGAUGAAUUUAUCCAGUAGUACGUCGGCUCUUAGUGACGCUGCUUUGGCACUUUUUACACAAAUAAUGCGUGGUGCGCCGUGGAAAAAAUACUUUCCAAUGUUGGAUUUCUAUAUGAAGCGUUUGAAAAAAGAAAGCGUUAAUAUUAAUCACAAAGCAAUUAUAAGGGUCAUUGUUGCCCUUGUGGAUGCUUUUCACUUUGAUGUUUCCGAUGGAAAACAACAAGAACCUAUUAUAAAGCGGAAAAAAACGAAUGACGAGUUGGAAAUUCAAGCAAGUGAUAUACCUAACGACUGGGUAAAAGUUGGAAUUGAAGGAGUCGCAGCUGAAAUGGAUGCUAGCGACACAUUAAAAGAAUGCACUUCAUCGAUACAUCAAAAGGUUGUCGGGUAUUUGAUACCACGACUGAAAGACUGCGCUACUGGCAAAGAUUUAGUAUCUCAUCGAAAAGCCCAAUCUGGGAAAUAUUAUAGAGAAGACGACGACAUACAAAGGGCUCCUAUUGCUUUGGCUACUGUUAAAUUGCUUCAAAAAAUGCCACAAAAAGUUAUGGACAAUAAUUUGCCUGGUGUGAUAAUCAAGAAUUGCUCUUUGUUGAUGUCGCGAUCAACUGGUGUGCGGGAAGUAGCGGGUAAGACUAUUAUCGAAAUUGCUAAAAUUUUGGGUCCCAAAUAUAUUCGUUUCAUAAUACGAGAAAUGAAACAAACUAUGAGAAAGGGAUAUCAGCUUCAUGUAAUGAUUUUCUAUGUGCACAAGCUAUUGUCAGCUAUGGAGGAGCAACUUUGUGCUGGUGACCUAGAUUCGUGUUUAAUGGACAUCGUUGAUGUAUGUACCAUGGAUUUAUUUGGUAGUGUAGCUGAAGAAAAAACUGUAUCUGGCAUUACCAAAGAUGUACCAGAAGCAAAAAUACAGCGAACCUAUGAGACAUACAGAUUACUAGGCCGAUAUAUAAGCCCCCAGUAUCUUGGGAGCGUCUUAGUAGUCUUGAAAAAGCUUGUAGAAUCUGCACCAGAUGCGAAAACAGUGCGAAAAGUAAAUCGUUUGUUGUGGCAGUAUUCACUAGGGAUAUCGACUAACGAAGGAAUUGAACCUGAAGUCGCGUUGAUAUUUGUAUAUCAAGUUUUAAAUGAUCAAAUAACAGAAGUUCUGAAGGAGACCAAAAUCGAUGUUCCACAAAUUACGCAACAAACAAAGGAAGGAAAACGUCCCGAAAGUUGCUUGGUUUUGGAAAAAGAACCUAAUCGUGUGGGAGUAAUUGUCAAAGUGUCGACGAAGAGUAGAAUGCUCAUUUUUGUUGAAUUUGGCCUCUCUGAGCUGCAUUUAGUGUUGAAAAAAAAGGCUUUUGAUGUGGAAUCCAAGGAUGACAUUGCACGAUUGGAUCCAUUUGUCGAUAUUAUUUUACAGUGUCUAAAGCUAAAAUAUGAUAAGAUCCUUGUGCAUUCCCUACGUUGCUUCCUAAUAUUACUCAGAUUCCCUCUUCCUUCACUGCGAUCUAUUAUGACCCAGUUUGUGGACCGUUUAUUCAUCUUACUAGCUGAUUAUACAACUUUGAACGCAAAUGGCAAUAUCCGGGAGUAUGUUCGACAAUCUGUGGAAGUUUCUCAUCUAGUGUUCAAGGCUAUUACACAAGUAAUAAAAGAUGCCCCUUCUUUUGUGCUUACAUCGAAACGUUUGCAACUGUUGUUGACUUACGUUGAAACCGAUAUUGUUGACAAUCAGAAACAGGCAGUAGCAUUCCCACUUAUCAAGGCAAUCAUCACUCGCAAACUUCAGGAUCCAAAGAUCAUUGAAAUCGUUCAGUAUAUCGCAGAAACUGCCGUUAUGUCAGAAAUUUCGCAUAUUCGAGAGCUGUGCAGACAGGUAAUAUCGCUCUUUGUUACCAACCAUCCGCAAUGUAAAAAACCGUCGAAAUAUGUUGAAUUCUUCUUAGAACAACUUGAUUAUCAGCAUGAAGACGGCAGAAGGUCUGCAAUUGAAACGCUGAACAUACUUUUUGAGAAGCUUACAAUGGAAAUUAAUGAUCAUUAUGCUUUAUUAGCGUUUGUGAAACUGGCAGCUCGAUUAAUGAAUGAUGAAAGUGCGGAAUGUCGUCAGAUGAUUGUGUUGGCUAUACAGAAAUUGAUAGUGUCUGUAUCGGAAUCUAAGCGAAAUGACCUCUAUUUGGCAGCAAGGGAUUGGCUUGAAAGUAAAAAGGAAGUGUACAUUUGUAUUGCCAUACAAACACUAGUAAUAUUUAUCAAAUUGGGAGGCGAAAAUUUUGGAAAUAUUUUCCGGGAAUUAUCACCUACACUGUCGAAAAUUUUCCGUGCUGAUAUUUUAUAUUCAUAUUCUGAAGAAAGUAUUGGUAUCAUGAUUGAUAGCCUUAAUUUUUUGAUAAGUGAACACAAGAACCAAAUGAUGCAGUUUGCUGAAGAAGGAUUAUUGGACUCUAUUUUAAGAGAAAUGGGUCCGUUAGCGCGAUGCAGUAAAUCACCCACUAUCCAGUUAUCUGCAGCUCGAUUUCUUGGCUCAGUGUUUUCCACUUUGAAUAAAGAAUACAUAUUAUCACGGAGCGAUCCAUCUUCUCGGGAGUUCAUGCAGUGGACAUUGGCACAGAUGAAAACUUAUCGGCUAACUAGCGAAUUAGCUGAACAAAUAGCAAAGAACUUGGUGUACCUUCUCGAGGCAGUUUUACAUUCGGAUGAAGAUCUUCAAUGGCUUUGUCAUAGACUGAGUGUGUUGUGUAACUUUGAGUUGGUCAAACUGCCGACUGAAACGAUUCGAAGGAUUAAUAUUUUCAAAGUGACAGCAGCUAUCGUCUUCAAAAUUGAUGCUAACCGAAUUGAUGUUGUAGUACAAUCAUUAUUACCUUCUCUCUAUCGUGAAAUGCAAAUCAAAUCAACACAGAACACCGAAAUAUUACAAAAGGUCGCGUUAGAAGUGGCAGAAACAAUAAAAGGAAGGAUUGGUGAAGAGGAAUUUACAAAACGUGUAGCUGAGUGUCAUAAAUUGUUCGCUUCCAAACUUGAAGGAAGGAAACGAAAACAAAAGGAGGAAGCUGUUUUGGAUCCAGCUAGCAUGGCACGGAAAAAAAUUCAAAAAAAUAAAAUGAAACGAAGGGUUAAAAAAAGACGAGUAGCUGAGUGA
This is a messenger RNA of Cercopithifilaria johnstoni, 4761 nucleotides long. The record is from the annotation of a GenBank genome assembly. Lineage: Eukaryota; Metazoa; Nematoda; Chromadorea; Rhabditida; Onchocercidae.